ACUGCCCAGGUCUCAUAACAAGGGCCUCAAAACCCACAAGUAAAUUACCAGCCAAGACAAAACAGUGACCGUUUUCACUUCAACCUCCUUAAGGCGGUUGCUGUAGUUGAAGUCUCGUGCCUAGGUUGUCUGUUAUUAACCAGCGGCAGAUAUGGCAACUGUAAUAAUAAAGAGAUUAGCAAAAUCUCCUUUUGUUUUGAUUACUGUUUUAGUCACUCUUGCUGCUUUCUCCUUCACCCCCAGAUUUCCCUUCAAAUCCUUUAGCAAUUCUCUUCAACAACAGGUCCAGAGAUUGUUCACUGCUGAAGAACUUGCUUUGUACAAUGGAACUGAUGAUACAUUGCCCGUCCUUUUAGGAAUUCUUGGAUCUGUGUUUGAUGUAACCAAAGGAAAAUCUCAUUAUGGGGUAGGAGGGGGUUACCACCAUUUUUCUGGAAGAGAUGCUUCUCGUGCAUUUGUUUCAGGAAACUUUACAGGAGAUGGACUCACAGACUCAUUGCGUGGUUUGUCGAGUACUGAGGUGAAGAGUAUUGUUGAAUGGCGAGAAUUCUACUUCAGAAGCUACACGUUUGUUGGUAAACUGGUUGGUCGCUAUUAUGAUGGUGAAGGAAAUCCUACCAAAUCUUUGAAGGGAGUUGAAGCAAAGGCUGCAAGAGGCACCCAGCUUCUGGAGAAACAGAAAAAAGAGGAGGCCAAACAGCCUAGUUGCAAUUCGAGGUGGAGCCAGGGAGAGGGUGGAGAGCUUUGGGAGGUCUGGUGUGAUGAUGGCUUCCCAAGGUUAGUGCGGAGACCACUAGAAAUUGCUUUGACUGGGAAGAUGAGCAAGCGAUGCGCUUGCUUUAAGGAAGAUCAACUAAGCGAGACAGGCUAGAAGUGUAUGAAGGAUGUGAUUAUCUUUCCAAGACAUGCCGUGUUUGAACUGGCGACACGAUGCGUGUAAUUAA
Molecule: messenger RNA, 944 nt
Organism: Populus euphratica (Euphrates poplar)
Lineage: Eukaryota; Viridiplantae; Streptophyta; Magnoliopsida; Malpighiales; Salicaceae
Gene: MAPR4
Product: membrane-associated progesterone binding protein 4
Exons: 8
Coding region: 152-871 (239 amino acids)
Cellular component (GO): endomembrane system; membrane
Source: RefSeq, a predicted model, not a curated record